This is a messenger RNA of Lactuca virosa, 1404 nucleotides long. NCBI's taxonomy places the organism in Eukaryota, Viridiplantae, Streptophyta, Magnoliopsida, Asterales, Asteraceae. The record is from the annotation of a GenBank genome assembly.
AUGUACGAUACAUUUGACAUGAGAGUGGAUCGCCACUGGUCUGAGAAGAAACUAGAGGAAAUGACAGAGAGAGAUUGGAGGAUCUUUAGGGAAGAUUUCAACAUAUCUUACAAAGGUUCUAGAAUUCCCAGGCCUAUGAGGAGUUGGGUUGAAAGUAAACUGAGCAAUGAGCUAUUGAAAGCUGUUGAGAGGGCUGGUUACAAGACCCCGUCUCCCAUUCAAAUGGCUGCCAUUCCUCUUGGUCUCCAGCAAAGAGAUGUCAUUGGGGUUGCCGAGACUGGUUCAGGUAAAACAGCUGCUUUUGUUCUUCCUAUGUUGACUUACAUAACCAGACUCCCUCCUAUAAGUGAAGAAAAUGAGGCCGAAGGUCCUUAUGCUGUUGUAAUGGCACCUACAAGAGAACUUGCACAGCAAAUUGAGGAAGAAACUGUCAAGUUCGCCCAUUAUUUAGGCAUCAAAGUUGUUUCCAUUGUUGGUGGGCAGUCAAUUGAAGAGCAAGGAUUCAAGAUUAGACAAGGGUGUGAAGUUGUCAUUGCUACUCCUGGGCGUCUAAUUGAUUGCCUGGAGAGACGUUAUGCUGUUCUAAACCAGUGUAACUAUGUUGUUCUUGAUGAGGCUGAUCGUAUGAUCGACAUGGGUUUUGAGCCCCAAGUUGUAGGCGUUCUGGACGCAAUGCCAUCAAGCAACUUCAAACCCGAGAAUGAAGAUGAAGAACUUGAUGAGAAAAGAAUCUACAGAACCACUUAUAUGUUCAGUGCCACCAUGCCUCCAGCUGUAGAGAGGCUAGCCAGGAAAUACUUAAGGAACCCAGUAGUGGUUACAAUCGGAACUGCAGGAAAGGCAACUGAUCUGAUUACACAACAUGUUAUCAUGGUGAAGGAAUCAGAGAAAAUGCCUAGGCUACAAAAAUUGCUUGAUGAACUUGUGGAUAAAACAGCCAUUGUGUUUGUUAACACUAAAAAGACGGCUGACCAUGUAUCAAAGACACUGGAAAAGUCAGGUUACCGUGUGACAACUUUGCAUGGUGGGAAGUCACAGGAGCAGAGGGAAAUCAGUCUUGAGGGUUUUAGGACAAAAAGAUUCAAUGUGUUAGUUGCCACUGAUGUUGCAGGGCGUGGGAUUGAUAUACCUGAUGUGGCUUAUGUCAUAAACUAUGAUAUGCCUACUAACAUUGAAAUGUAUACACAUCGUAUAGGGCGUACAGGUCGUGCAGGGAAGACGGGUAUAGCUUCAACAUUCUUGACUCUUCAUGAUACUGAUGUCUUUUAUGAUCUGAAGCAGAUGCUGACACAGAGCAACAGUCCUGUUCCUCCUGAACUUGCUAGGCAUGAGGCUUCAAAGUUUAAGCCUGGAUCCAUUCCUGAUAGACCACCUAGAAGAAAUGACACUGUUUUUGCUCAUUGA